UCCAUGGCCACGGGUCUAUCAGAGACAUCGCAAGUUCUCGCGAUGCAACGCAGCCUCGGAACUCCGAUGUCCCCGUGAAUCCGUAAUUCCUUGACCGCUGAAGCGAGAUGUCCAUCGCUGAAAGAGCAAUUCACCAUGCUUGAGACGGAAUGGUUUUUGGGCUUGGAAUUCACCCAGCUGGCACUCUUGUUCACUCCCCCGGCAGGUUACGAUGUCAACAGCAGCUUCCUGUAAGCCCAAAUUCCGCGUCGCAAUCUGUGGAGGUGGAGUUGCCGGCCUGGCGCUAGCGGUCGUCCUCGGGCGACACGAACAGAAAGAUUCACCGAUCGAAGUAACUCUUUAUGAGGCGCGUCCGGAGAUUAGUACCUUCGGUGCAGGUAUCACUGUCUGGCAGCGCACAUGGAGAGUGAUGGAGCUGCUUGGGCUUGACGCAGAGCUAGCGGCAGCAUCAGUAAGACCACCAAGUAAAGGAUUGGGCCCUGGAUUUGUUUAUAGGAGAGGAGAUAAAUCAGAGGGUGGAUACACCUAUCACAGGGUAAUGCUGCCGUAUGGAUCCUCCAGUAUGCACCGAGCCGACCUGGUUGGAGUUCUCUUGCGCAAUGUGCCUUCGUCAUGCACCAUACAAACCUCAAAGAGAUUACUCCGCUAUACAGAUUUCAGUGAUGCAGACAGCGGAGCAAAGUACAUCACGCUGUAUUUCACCGACGGUUCCACUGCAGAAACCGAUAUACUUAUCGGCGCGGAUGGUAUCAAGUCAGCCGCUCGCGCUUGCAUGUACGAACUUGCCCACCGCCGCGACUGUGCUCCUACGAUCGACCGGCUGAGUUGCGCUCGAUGCUCUGCAGCCACGCCGAAAUGGACAGGGAUGGUCGUAUAUCGGUGCCUCAUACCGACAGCGAAGCUGAAAGAAGUGAACCCGGAGCAUCAAGCAUUGCGGUAUACACUUUGUUAUUCCGGCAAGUCUAAGCAUGUCGUAUCCUAUCCUGUUUCACAUGGGAGCUUCAUCACUUUCAUUGGCUUCAAAACAAGACCGGAAGCUGAAGGGACUACAUACGAAGGGAAGUGGGUUCAAAGCGUGCCGAAACAGGAGUUGUUGGACCUUCUCACCGAUUGGGAGCGCGAAGUGCAAGAGAUGUUGGAGUGUGUCGAGGACCCCUCUCGCUGGGCCAUCCAUAUGAUCGCGGAUUUGCCGUUUUCUGUAUCAGGUCGAGUAGCACUCUUGGGUGACGCAGUGCACGCUAUGGAGACCCAUCUGGGCGCCGGUGCGGGACAAAGCAUCGAGGACGCUUACAUCCUCGGACGGCUCCUCGCCCAUCCACUGUGCACGCUAUCGCGAGUGCCGGAGGUCCUACGCAUCUACCAAAGCGUCCGACUGCCUUUUGCAAAGACCGUUCUCGGACGUGCAAAGCGUACCGGACGCAUGUGCGAGUUCAAUUGCCCCGGUAUGUAUGACGGUAGCGAAGCCGCAGAUGAGAAGGAACAGUUGGAUGAGCUUGGUAAGGCCCUUUACGGCCAAUGGCAAUGGCAGUGGCGCGAGCGAUUUGACGAUCAAUGGGAGGUUGCGGAGUGGGCAAUCGAGCAGUUCAUGUACAUGAAUGAAGCAAAGGCUCAGGCGAGAUAGCGCUUUUGGGGUACAUUACUUUAUAUGCCUGCAUAUGUUUUCACGAUUCAUGAUGGAUAGACUUGGCGGUUGGGACGA
Messenger RNA from Laetiporus sulphureus 93-53, 1699 nucleotides. RefSeq names its product FAD/NAD(P)-binding domain-containing protein. The record is from RefSeq and is a predicted model, not a curated record. The transcript is spliced from 9 exons. Gene Ontology annotation, biological process: secondary metabolite biosynthetic process. The coding region runs from base 212 to 1621 and encodes 469 amino acids. Lineage: Eukaryota; Fungi; Basidiomycota; Agaricomycetes; Polyporales; Laetiporaceae. Gene Ontology annotation, molecular function: FAD binding.